GUAGGGAUGAAAUCUGGGUAUGGAUGUAUUGUGGACUGUGAGGAGAAUGUGAUGGACUUCAAGAGGACAAAGGCAGGCAGACUGUUGGAAUGCUCGGGUAUUUCUGGAGACUGGAGUCGAUUGGUCUAAGGAGGACUCAUUGCCAUAAAGAGAAAGUCAUGUUUUGCUGACCCAUCACAGAAAGCAAUUUAUACUGCUUGCUUUUGAAAACUGUCUGUGGCUUACCAGACUUCACCUCAGCUCUCAAGUCUCACUGCCCUCUGUUCGGCUUCUGUGUCCCAGGUCAUAAAACACAACCACCAAAAUGGGAGAUGACGAGAAAAAAUCCAAGAUGACCUCUUCUCGCAGAAUGCAUCUGAAGAGUUUACUGCUGUCUCUUGCCAAAACUGCACUUGAGAAGGAAGAAGCAGAUCGGAUAGCAGAGAAGGAGAGGUAUAUGGAAGAACAUUGUGGACAUCUGCAGACUUCUGGGCUUUCAAUGGCAGAUCUGCAGGACUUGUGCAGGAAACUUCAUGCAAAGAUAGAUGUUGUUGAUGAAGAGAGAUAUGACAUGGAGUCCAAAGUUGCUAAGACCACCAAAGAGAUUGACGACCUGAACUUGAAAGUUUUUGACCUGAAAGGAAAAUUCAAGAGGCCACCACUCAAGAGAGUCCGUAUGUCUGCUGAUGCCAUGCUACGCGCUCUGCUGGGCUCCAAACACAAGGUGUCCAUGGACUUGAGAGCUAAUCUGAAACAAGUGAAGAAAGAGGACACUGAGAAGGAGAAGGAUCUGCGUGACGUUGGAGACUGGCGUAAAAACAUUGAAGAGAAGGCCGGAAUGGAAGGCAGAAAGAAGAUGUUUGAGGGCGCUGAAUAAAACUUGUCACCAUGUAACCAAAUACUGUAUUGCAUUUAGUAUUUGUAAUAAAAUAUA
This is a messenger RNA of Rhincodon typus (whale shark), 913 nucleotides long. Its product is annotated as troponin I, fast skeletal muscle-like. The transcript is spliced from 9 exons. Gene Ontology annotation, biological process: muscle contraction. Gene Ontology annotation, cellular component: troponin complex. The coding region runs from base 305 to 856 and encodes 183 amino acids. The record is from RefSeq and is a predicted model, not a curated record. Lineage: Eukaryota; Metazoa; Chordata; Chondrichthyes; Orectolobiformes; Rhincodontidae.